Molecule: messenger RNA, 435 nt
Organism: Benincasa hispida (wax gourd)
Lineage: Eukaryota; Viridiplantae; Streptophyta; Magnoliopsida; Cucurbitales; Cucurbitaceae
Source: RefSeq, a predicted model, not a curated record
AUGUUUGCUCUCAAAAACCUAGGAAAGCUGAAUUACUUCUUAGGUAUCCAAAUUCAAUAUUUGAAGCAUGGGUUUAUAAUGAAUCAGUUGAAAUAUGUUGAUGAUCUGUUACAAGGGAUUGGCCUUUCAGAUCUGAAAUAUGCAGCCUCACCCAGCAACUUAGGCAAACAUCUAUCUAUCAAUGAGGGAGUUCCUUUCACUGACCCAUUUUUGUAUAGAAGCACAAUUGGAGCUCUCCAGUACCUAACCAACACCCGUCCGGACAUCACUUACAUGGUGAAUCAUCUAGUCAAUUCCUCAAAGCUUCCACAAAUGCUCACUGGCAAGCAACAAAGAGAUUUCUUCGAUACAUUAGUGGCACCAAGAAUUAUGGCCUACUAUUUCAACCGAGUCAUUCACUUGAAGUAUCAGCUUAUUCAGAUGCAGAUUGGGUAG